Messenger RNA from Ochotona princeps (American pika), 14305 nucleotides. RefSeq names its product mucin-2. Lineage: Eukaryota; Metazoa; Chordata; Mammalia; Lagomorpha; Ochotonidae. Gene Ontology annotation, cellular component: extracellular matrix. The record is from RefSeq and is a predicted model, not a curated record. Gene Ontology annotation, molecular function: protein binding.
CUGCGGUCGCUCUCCCACCCUGCCCUCGCGAGCCAGCAUGGGGCUGCCACUAGCCCGCCUGGCGGUGGUCAGCCUGGCCCUGUCCUUGGCCAGCAAAGGGCAGGCCUGGCAAGAAAGCGGGGCUGAGAACGACGGCCACAGUGUCUGCAGUACAUGGGGCAACUUCCACUACAAGACCUUCGACGGCGCCGUCUUCCGCUUCCCCGGCCUCUGUGACUACAACUUUGCCUCCGACUGCCGAGACUCGUACCAGGAGUUCGCUGUGCACCUGCAGAGGGGCCCGGGCCCUGACGGAGGGGCCUCUCAGAUCACGUCCAUCGUGCUCAUCAUCAAGGAUGAUGUCAUCUACUUGACCAACCAGCUGACCGUGGUGAACGGGGCCAUGGUCAGCACCCCCCACUACAGCUCGGGUCUGCUCAUUGAGAAGAAUGAGGUGUACACCAAGAUCUACUCCCGUGCCGGCCUCUCCCUCAUGUGGAACCGGGAGGACUCGCUCAUGCUGUCGCUGGACAGCAAGUACCAGAACCACACUUGUGGCCUGUGCGGGGACUACGAUGGCCAGCAGGGCUCCGAGUUCGUCUCCGAAGACUUGACCCUGAGCCCCGUGGAGUUCGGCAACAAGCAGAAGAUCAACAACCCGCAGGUGGAGUGUGAGGACCCGGAGGACGCAGCCGACCCCAAGUCCUGCUCUGUGCACCGCGCAGAGUGCAAGAAGCUGCUCACCGCCACCGCCUUCGAGGACUGCCAGGCCCGCGUGCCGCUGGAACCCUACCUGCAGGCCUGCGUGCAGGACCUCUGCCGCUGCGGGGCCAACGCGUCCUGCCCCUGCAGCACCGUGUCCGAGUUCUCACGCCAGUGCUCGCACGCCGGAGGCCGGCCGGGCACCUGGAGGACCGCCUCGUUCUGCCCCAAGACUUGCCCGGGGAACAUGGUGUACCUGGAGAGCGGCUCGCCCUGCGUGGACACCUGCUCCCACCUGGAAAUCAGCAACUUAUGUGAAGAGCACCCCAUGGACGGCUGCUUCUGCCCGGAAGGCACCGUAUAUGAUGACAUUGGGGGCAAAGGCUGCAUCCCCCUGAGCCAGUGCCACUGCAAGCUGCACGGACACCUGUAUGCGCCGGGCCAGGAGGUCACCAACCAGUGUGAACAAUGUGUCUGCCAUGCUGGCCGCUGGGAGUGCCAGGACCUGCCAUGCCCGGGUACCUGCACCCUGGAGGGCGGCUCCCACAUCACCACCUUCGACGGGAAGCGGUUCACCUUCCACGGAGACUGCUACUACGUGCUGAGCAAGGGUGCCCAGAACGACUCCCACGCACUGCUGGGUGAGCUGGCCCCCUGCGGCUCCACCGAGAAGCAAACCUGCCUGAAGACGGUGGUGCUGGUGACAGACAAGAAGAAGGAUGUCAUGACCUUCAAGUCCGACGGCAGGGUUCUGCUCAAUGAACUGGAGGUGCACCUGCCCCAUGUGACAGGCAGCUUCUCCGUCUUCCAGCCGUCCUCCCACCACAUCAUUGUGCACACGGCCUUCGGCCUGCGCCUGCAGAUCCAGCUGCUGCCUGUCAUGCAGCUCUUCGCCACGCUGGACCAGGACUCUCAGGGUCAGGUGCAAGGCCUCUGCGGCAACUUCAACGGCCAGGAGAGUGACGACUUCCAGACAGCCAGCGGGCUGGUGGAGGCCACGGGGGCCGGCUUCGCCAACACCUGGAAGGCCCAGUCCAGCUGCCAAGACAAGCUGGACUGGCUGGACGACCCCUGCUCCCUCAGCAUUGAGAGUGCCAACUAUGCCGAGCACUGGUGUUCCCUGCUCAAGAAGACCGAGACGCCCUUUGGCAAGUGCCACCCGGCAGUGGACCCCACGGAGUACUACAAGAGGUGCAAGUACGACACCUGCAACUGUGACAAGAACGAGGACUGCCUGUGUGCCGCGCUGUCGUCCUACGCGCACGCCUGCGCCGCCAAGGGCGUCAUGCUGUGGGGCUGGCGGGAGCAAGUCUGCAACAAGGAGGUGGGGUCCUGCCCCAGCUCCCAGGUCUUCCUGUACAACCUGACCACGUGCCAGCCAACCUGCCGCUCGCUCUCUGAGGGCAGCAGCCACUGCCUGGAAGGCUUCGCACCUGUGGACGGCUGCGGCUGUCCCGACCACACCUUCCUGGACGAGAAGGGCCGCUGUGUGCCCCUGGCCAAGUGCUCCUGCUAUCACAGUGGUCUCUACCUGGAGGCGGGCGACGUGGUGCUGCGGCAGGAGGAGCGCUGCGUUUGCCGGAACGGGAGGCUGCAGUGCACACAGGUCAAGCUGCUUGCCCAGAGCUGUGCUGCCCCGAAGGUCCUGGUGGACUGUAACAACCUGACGGCUCUGACCACGCUGAGGCCGCGCCCUCGCAGCUGCAAGACGCUGGUGGCCAGCUAUUACCACACGGAGUGUGUGAGCGGUUGCAUGUGCCCCGACGGGUUGAUUGAUGAUGGUCGCGGCGGCUGCGUAGCGGAGGACGACUGUCCCUGCUUGUACCACACCUCGCUGUACUCGCCUGGAGACAAGAUCAAAGUGGACUGUAACACCUGCACCUGCCGCGGAGGACAGUGGCAGUGCACCAAGCUGCAGUGCCACGGCUCCUGCUCCAUCCACGGGAGUGGCCAUUACAUGACCUUUGAUGGGAAGUACUACGACUUUGAUGGACACUGCUCCUACGUGGCUGCUCAGGACUACUGUGGCCAGAACUCCUCUGCUGGCUCCUUCCGCAUCAUCACGGAGAACGUGCCCUGCGGCACCACAGGGGUCACCUGCUCCAAGGCCAUCAAGAUCUUUCUGGGGGGCACAGAGCUGAAGCUGGAGGAGAAGCGGCGCUGGGUGGUGCAGCUGGACGCCGCCCGGCGUGCGGCCUUCACCACGCGGGAGGUUGGCCAGUACCUGGUGGUGGAGGCCAGCAUUGGCGUUAUCGUCAUCUGGGACAAGAAGACCACCAUAUUCAUCAAGCUGGCUCCCUCCUACAAGGGCACCGUGUGCGGCCUCUGCGGGAACUUCGACGACCGCUCCACCAACGACUUCACCACGAGGGACCACAUGCUGGUGAGCGGCGAGCUGGACUUCGGCAACAGCUGGAAGGAGUCCUCCACCUGCCCCGACGUGAGCAGCACCCCCGAGCCCUGCAGCCUGAACCCGCACCGCCAUUCGUGGGCCCAGAAGCAAUGCAGCAUCCUCAAGAGCUCCGUGUUCAGCCCAUGCCACGGCAAGGUGGACCCCACCGUCUUCUAUGAGGCCUGCGUGCUUGACUCCUGUUCCUGCGACACGGGUGGCGACUGCGAGUGUUUCUGCUCAGCUGUGGCCGCCUACGCCCAGGAAUGCACCAAGGCUGGCGCCUGCGUGUACUGGAGGACACCGGAUCUGUGCCCCAUCUUCUGUGACUACUACAACCCGCCCAAUGAGUGUGAGUGGCAUUACGAGCCCUGUGGGAAUCGCAGCUUUGAGACCUGCAGGACCAUCAAUGGCAUCCACUCCAACAUCUCCGUGUCCUACCUGGAGGGGUGCUACCCCCGAUGCCCUAAGCACAAGCCCAUCUAUGACGAGGACCUGAAGAAGUGUGUCACCGCCAGCCGCUGUGGGUGCUACAUUGAGGACAACCACUACGUUCCGGGAGAACACGUGCCCACGGAGGACAUCUGCAAGUCCUGCAUUUGCACGGAGCAUUCAAAGGUCCACUGCCAUUGGGAGGAAGGGAAGGUUGUCAACCGGACACAGGACCGCGGGUUCUGCUUCUGGGACAUCUGUGGCCCCAAUGGGACAGUGUAUCAGCACUUCAAUGUCUGCGAAUCCACCCCGCCGCCGACCACCCACACCAGCACCCCUGCCACGCCCAGCACCCUCCUCACCAGCACCACCACCAGCACCACCACCAGCACCAGCAGCUCAGGUCCGUGUUGCUGGUGGUCUGACUGGAUCAAUGAGGACCACCCGACCAGCGGCCCUGACGGUGGUGACCAUGAGACGUUCAACGGCGUGUGCAAGCAGCCCGUCGACAUCCAGUGUAGGUCGGCCACGGAACCACACCUCAGCUGGGAAAAGCUGGGCCAAAAUGCGGUGUGCAGUGUCUCCCAGGGCUUCAGCUGCCUGAACGCCGACCAGUAUGGCAAAGGAGUGUUUGAGCUCUGCUACGACUACGAGAUACGUGUCAACUGCUGUGUGCCCAGAGAAGAGUGUCCGACCUCCACAACACUGCCACCAACAACUACGUCCUCCACGCACUCCACUUCAACACCCACCCCCUCCACCACCCCCUCCACUUCAACACCAACCCCCUCCACCACCCCCUCCACUUCAACACCAACACCCUCCACCACCCCCUCCACUUCAACACCAACACCCUCCACCACCCCCUCCACUUCAACACCAACCCCCUCCACCCCCUCCACCACCCCCUCCACUUCAACACCAACCCCCUCCACCACUCCCUCCACUUCAACACCAACACCCUCCACCACCCCCUCCACUUCAACACCAACCCCCUCCACCGCCCCCUCCACUUCAACACCAACCCCCUCCACCCUCUCCACCACCCCCUCCACUUCAACACCAACACCCUCCACCACCCCCUCCACUUCAACACCCACCCCCUCCACCACCCCCUCUACUUCAACACCAACCCCCUCCACCCCCUCCACUUCAACACCCUCCCCCUCCACCACCCCCUCUACUUCAACAACAAAACCCUCCACCCCCUCCACCACCCCCUCUACUUCAACACUCACUACCUCCACCCUGCCUAUCACUACCCCUUCCACACCGCCCACCACCACCCCCUCUACUUCAACACCAACCCCCUCCACGCUCUCUACCACCCCCUCCACCCCCUCCACCACCCCCUCUACUUCAACACCAACACCCUCCACCCACUCCACCACCCCCUCUUCUUCAACACCCACCACUUCCACCCCACCUACCACUACCCCCUCCACCCCCUCCACCACCCCGUCCCCUCCAUGAGAGACCUCCACUGCAACGCUGAUCACAACAGCCACCAUCUCCACAACAACAACCACAACUGAGACCCUAACCCCAACACCCACCACAACCACAACUGAGACCCCAACCACAACACCCACUAUAACACCCACCACCACCACACCAACCACAACUGAGACCCCAACACCAACACCCACUAGACCCACUACCACCACCACACCCACCACUACGGAAAGCCCAACCACAACAUCCAUUACACCCACUACACCAAAGAAAACCAAAACGACGAUAUCCACCACUGCCACUACAGUGACCUCAACAGGAACUCGCACCACCACUACUGUGACAGAAACCACAACCAAAACCACAACACCCACCACCGCCACCCCAGAAACCUCCACACCAACACACACCACCGCUCAAUUACUGCGACCACUGAAACCUCACACGACAACUCCCACAACUCCCACCACUACCACACCCACCACCACCACCACUGAGAUCUCCACCACAACACCCACAACACCCAUCAGCACAACCACUACUCCUGAGAUAUCCACCAUAACACCUACUAUAACUUCCACUACAUGUGUUCCAAAGAAAUGCUCCACGACACCAUCAACAUCCUCAACAACAGAAAGCACCACAGAGACUUCCUCUCCAACUACAGCAGCCACUUCAACACCCACCCCCAUCGGAGAGACCCCAACCCCAACACCUACCACCACUGAGACCUCAACCCCAACCCCAACCUCAACACACAGCACAGUCACAAUUGAGACCUCCAACCCCACAUCCACCACUACACCCAUCACCUCCACACCCACCACCAUCACAAGUGAGUCCCCAACACCAACACCCACCACCACCACAGCGAUCUCCAGCACAACACCCACCACCUCCACACCCACUAACACACCCACCUCCAGCGCAACCACAACUCCCACCACAACACCCUCUACCACCUCCAGCUCAACCACAACAUCCAUAACACACAUCACCACCACCACCACCACUGAGACUCCACCCCAACUCCCCACCACCAUUACUGAGAUCUCCACCACAACUCCGACCACCUCCACACCUACUACCACACCCACUCCAACCCCAACCACAACUCCCACCACAACACCCACUACCACCUCCAGCACCCCAACUACCACACCCACCACCACCACUGAGAUCUCCACCACAACACCCACCACCUCCACACCCACUAUCACACCCACUCCAACCCCAACCACAACUCCCACCACCACACCCAAUACCACCUCCAGCGCAACCUCAUCACCCACCACCUCCACACCCACCACCACCAGCACUGAGACCCCCAACCACCCUCCAACCCCCACAUCCACCACUACACCCAUCACCUCCACACCCACCACCAUCACAAGUGAGUCCCCAACACCAACACCCACCACCACCACAGCGAUCUCCAGCACAACACCCACCACCUCCACACCCACUAACACACCCACCUCCAGCGCAACCACAACUCCCACCACAACACCCUCUACCACCUCCAGCUCAACCACAACUACCACACCCACCUCCAGCGCAACCACAACUCCCACCACAACACCCUCUACCACCUCCAGCUCAACCACAACAUCCAUAACACACAUCACCACCACCACCACCACUGAGACUCCAACCCCAACUCCCACCACCAUUACUGAGAUCUCCACCACAACUCCGACCACCUCCACACCUACUACCACACCCACUCCAACCCCAACCACAACUCCCACCACAACACCCACUACCACCUCCAGCGCAACAACAACGCCCAUAACACACACGGCCAUAUCCACCACCACCACCACCACUCAGACCCCAACUACCACACCCACCACCACCACUGAGAUCUCCACCACAACACCCACCACCUCCACACCCACUAUCACACCCACUCCAACCCCAACCACAACUCCCACCACCACACCCAAUACCACCUCCAGCGCAACCUCAUCACCCACCACCUCCACACCCACCACCAUCAGCACUGAGACCCCAACCACCAUAACAUCUACUAUAACUUCCACUACAUAGACUUCCUCUCCAACUACAGCAGCCACUUCAACACCCACCCCCAUCAGAGAGACCCCAACCCCAACACCUACCACCACUGAGACCUCAACCCCAACCCCAACCUCAACACACAGCACAGUCACAAUUGAGACCUCCAACCCCACAUCCACCACUACACCCAUCACCUCCACACCCACCACCAUCACAAGUGAGUCCCCAACACCAACACCCACCACCACCACAGCGAUCUCCAGCACAACACCCACCACCUCCACACCCACUAACACACCCACCUCCAGCGCAACCACAACUCCCACCACAACACCCUCUACCACCUCCAGCUCAACCACAACAUCCAUAACACACAUCACCACCACCACCACCACUGAGACUCCAACCCCAACUCCCACCACCAUUACUGAGAUCUCCACCACAACUCCGACCACCUCCACACCUACUACCACACCCACUCCAACCCCAACCACAACUCCCACCACAACACCCACUACCACCUCCAGCGCAACAACAACGCCCAUAACACACACGGCCAUAUCCACCACCACCACCACCACUCAGACCCCAACUACCACACCCACCACCACCACUGAGAUCUCCACCACAACACCCACCACCUCCACACCCACUAUCACACCCACUCCAACCCCAACCACAACUCCCACCACCACACCCAAUACCACCUCCAGCGCAACCUCAUCACCCACCACCUCCACACCCACCACCACCAGCACUGAGACCCCAACCACCAUAACAUCUACUAUAACUUCCACUACAUAGACUUCCUCUCCAACUACAGCAGCCACUUCAACACCCACCCCCAUCGGAGAGACCCCAACCCCAACACCUACCACCACUGAGACCUCAACCCCAACCCCAACCUCAACACACAGCACAGUCACAAUUGAGACCUCCAACCCCACAUCCACCACUACACCCAUCACCUCCACACCCACCACCAUCACAAGUGAGUCCCCAACACCAACACCCACCACCACCACAGCGAUCUCCAGCACAACACCCACCACCUCCACACCCACUAACACACCCACCUCCAGCGCAACCACAACUCCCACCACAACACCCUCUACCACCUCCAGCUCAACCACAACAUCCAUAACACACAUCACCACCACCACCACCACUGAGACUCCAACCCCAACUCCCACCACCACCACUGAGAUCUCCACCACAACUCCGACCACCUCCACACCUACUACCACACCCACCUCCAGCGCAACCACAACUCCCACCACAACACCCUCUACCACCUCCAGCUCAACCACAACAUCCAUAACACACAUCACCACCACCACCACCACUGAGACUCCAACCCCAACUCCCACCACCACCACUGAGAUCUCCACCACAACUCCGACCACCUCCACACCUACUACCACACCCACCUCCAGCGCAACCACAACUCCCACCACAACACCCUCUACCACCUCCAGCUCAACCACAACAUCCAUAACACACAUCACCACCACCACCACCACUGAGACUCCAACCCCAACUCCCACCACCAUUACUGAGAUCUCCACCACAACUCCGACCACCUCCACACCUACUACCACACCCACUCCAACCCCAACCACAACUCCCACCACAACACCCACUACCACCUCCAGCGCAACAACAACGCCCAUAACACACACGGCCAUAUCCACCACCACCACCACCACUCAGACCCCAACUACCACACCCACCACCACCACUGAGAUCUCCACCACAACACCCACCACCUCCACACCCACUAUCACACCCACUCCAACCCCAACCACAACUCCCACCACCACACCCAAUACCACCUCCAGCGCAACCUCAUCACCCACCACCUCCACACCCACCACCAUCAGCACUGAGACCCCAACCACCAUAACAUCUACUAUAACUUCCACUACAUGUUUUCCAAAGAAAGUAUGUGAAUGGACUGGCUGGCACGAUUCUGGCAAACCUGACUUUACCAAAGAAGGUGGAGAUAAUGAAACUGUGGAAGGACUUUGUGCACCACACUUUACUGCAACAAACAUCUCCUGCAGAGCUGCCAUGUUUCCCAGCCUGCCACUGGACCAGCUUGGACAGACUGUGGUGUGCAACCUCCAUGAUGGACUGGUGUGCAGGAAUAAGGAUCAAGUGUCUGGAGGACGGCCCUUCCCAAUGCCCUACUGCCUAAACUAUGAGAUCAACGUGCUGUGCUGUUAUCAGACAGAGUGCUCCACGACACCAUCGACAUCCUCAACAACAGAAAGCACCACAGAGACUUCCUCUCCAACUACAGCAGCCACUUCAACACCCACCCCCAUCAGAGAGACCCCAACCCCAACACCUACCACCACUGAGACCUCAACCCCAACCCCAACCUCAACACACAGCACAGUCACAAUUGAGACCUCCAACCCCACAUCCACCACUACACCCAUCACCUCCACACCCACCACCAUCACAAGUGAGUCCCCAACACCAACACCCACCACCACCACAGCGAUCUCCAGCACAACACCCACCACCUCCACACCCACUAACACACCCACCUCCAGCGCAACCACAACUCCCACCACAACACCCUCUACCACCUCCAGCUCAACCACAACAUCCAUAACACACAUCACCACCACCACCACCACUGAGACUCCAACCCCAACUCCCACCACCAUUACUGAGAUCUCCACCACAACUCCGACCACCUCCACACCUACUACCACACCCACCACCACCAUUGAAACCUCAACCUCGACACCAACACCAACCACCACCACCGAGACCUCCAACCCAACAUCUACCACAACACCCACCACCUCCACACCCACCACCACCAUCACGGAGACCUCCACCACAACACCCAAUACCACACCAACACACACUGUCACCUCCAGCGCAACCACAGCAUCCACUACCUCCACAGCCACCACUUUCACUGAGACCCCAACCCCAACACCCCCCACCACCACCGAGAUCUCCAGCACAACACCCACAACCUCCACACCCACUACCACACCUACUCCGACUCCAACCACAACUCCCACAACCACACCCACUACCACCUCCAGCACAAGAACAACACCCAUAACACCCACCACUACACCCACCACCACCAUCACGGAGUCCCCAACCACCACACCCACCACCACCAGCACUGAGACCCCAAUUACCACACCCACCAUCACCACCGAGAUCUCCACCACAACUUCCACAACCACACCCACUACCACCUCCAGCACAACAACAACGCCCAUAACACACACCACCACACCCACCACCACCAUCACGGAGUCCCCAACCACCACACCCACCACCACCACCACUGAGACCCCAAUCACCACACCCACCAUCACCACCGAGAUCUCCACCACAACUCCCACAACCACACCCACUACCACCUCCAGCGCAACAACAACACCCAUAACACAUACCACCACACCCACCACCACCAUCACGGAGUCCCCAACAACCACACCCACCACCACCACCACUGAGACCCCAAUUACCACACCCACCACCACCACCACUGAGACCCCAACAACCACACCCACCACCACCACUGAGAUCUCCACCACAACACCCACCACCUCCACACCCACUAUCACACCCACUCAAACCCCAACCUCAACUGAGACACUAACCACAACACCCAAUACCACCUCCAGUGCAACCACAUCACCCACCACUACCACACCCACCACCUCCACACCCACCACCACCACCACUGAGACCCCAACCACCAUAACACCUACUAUAACUUCCACUACCACAACCACUGAGACCCCAACCUCAACACCCACCACCACCAUCACUGAGACCCCAACCCCAACACCCAAUACCACACCCACACCCACCACCACCUCCAGCCAAACCACAACACCCAUAACACACACCACCACCACACCCACAACCACCACUACUGAGAUCUCUUCAACACCCACCAUCACCACCACCACCACCACCACUGAGACCCCAACCACAACACCCACCAUCACACCCACUACCACCUCUAGCGCAACCACAACACCCAAAGCACACAUCAGUACACCCACCACCACCACCACCACUGAGACCCCAACCACAACACCCACCACCACCACACUCACCAUAUCCACUGAGACCCCAACCAUAACACCCACCACCACACCCACUACCACCUCUAGCGCAACCACGACGCCCAUAACACACACCACCACACCUACCACCACCACCACCACUGUGACACCAACCACAACACCCACCACAACACCUACCACCUCCACACCCACUACCACUAUUAUCACAGAGACUCCAGCCACAGCACCCACCACCACCACUACUGAGACCUCUACCGCAACGCCCACCACCACCACAGUUGGGACCGGAUCUGUUGUCUCCACUACCCCAACCCCUCCAGGCAGUCCCACCACCUCCAAGAUCACCAGCAGGACUUCCCCGACACCAGUUCAGUCCACCACGGUCACCCCCAUUUCCUCUCCCACCGUGGUCAUCAGCACGGGCACGGGCAGCACCAGUGGGGUCAGCUCCUCCACCCAGGUCGCCUGCUGCAUCGUGAACGACACCGCCAGCAACAACGUCACCUACUACUCCCCAGGUGAAGAGGUGUACAACGGCAAGAAAGGCGACCACUGCUACUACGCCAACUGCUCGGUCGAUUGCACCAUCCAGUACUUCAAUUGGUCCUGCCCAUCCUCCCCCUCUCCCACUACCUCCCCGACGCCCACGACCACCAGCACCAGCACCCCCACUUCCACCACCCCCACUCCCACCCCCACCUCCACUUCCACGACAGGCACUACCAUUCCCACCCCGGCUCCCACCACCACCCCCACUUCUACCACCUCCUCUCCCACCACCACCCCCAUUCCCCAAACCCCCACGUCCAUCAUCAUUUCCUCUCCCACCACGACCACGUCCUCUCCCACCACCACCUCCACCACCAGCACCUCCAAGCCGACAACCACCAAGAAGCCAGGGUGCCCUGAUUUUAACCCUCCCAGGGAGGAGAACGAGUCCUGGUGGCUGUGCAACUGCACCAAGGCCGUGUGCCGGGACGACAACACGGUGGAGAUAGUGGAGGUCAAGUGCGAGCCCCCACCCCAACCCACCUGCUCCAACGGCCUCAAGCCCGUGCGCGUCUUGGACGAGGAUGGCUGCUGCUGGCACUGGGAGUGUGACUGCUUCUGCACGGGCUGGGGAGACCCGCACUACGUCACCUUCGACGGGCUGUACUACAGUUACCAGGGUAACUGCUCCUACGUGCUGGUGGAGGAGAUCGUGCCUACGGUGGACAACUUCGGGGUCUACAUCGACAACUACCACUGCGACGAAAGAGACAAGGUGUCCUGUCCCCGCACACUCGUGGUGCGCCACGAGACACAGGAGGUGCAGAUCCGAACUGUAAACAUGAUGCCCAUCGAGGUGCAGGUGCAGGUCAACAGGCAGAUGGUGGCGCUACCCUACAAGAAGUUCGGGCUGCAGGUGUAUGAGUCGGGCAUCAACAUCAUGGUGGAGGUGCCCGAGCUGGGCGUCGUUGUCUCCUACAACGGCCUCACCUUCUCCGUCCAGCUGCCCUACCGUCUGUUUGGCAACAACACCAAGGGACAGUGUGGCACCUGCACCAACAACACAGCGGAUGACUGCAUGCUGCCCAGCGGCGAAGUCAUCUCCAACUGCGAGGUGGCAGCUGACGAGUGGGUGGUGGAGGACCCCUCCAAGCCACAGUGCACUCCAGGUGGCUUCACCACCCAGAGCCCCGCUGUGACCACGCAGGCGAGCAGGACGCCACCCAAGAACUGCACUGGGUCCCCUGUGUGCCAGCUCAUCCAGGACAGCCUGUUCGCCGGGUGCCACGCCUUGGUGCCGCCCAAGCACUACUACGAGGCCUGUGUGUAUGACACCUGCUUUGUGCCGGAUGCCAGCCUGGAGUGUGCCAGCCUGCAGACCUACGCUGCCCUGUGUGCACAGGAGGGCUUCUGCGUGGACUGGCGGCACCAUGCCGGCGACGCCUGCCCGGUGACCUGCCCGUCUCACAGGGAGUACCAGGCCUGUGGACCCCCGGAGGAGCCCACCUGCCAGUCUGGCACCCCGCAGAACUCCACGCGUCUGGUGGAAGGCUGCUUCUGUCCUGAGGGCACCAUCAACUUUGCACCUGGCUAUGAUGUGUGUGUGAAGACCUGCGGCUGCGUGGGACCCGACAACGUGCCCAGAGAGUUUGGGGAGCGCUUUGAAUUUGCCUGCAAUGACUGUGUGUGCCUGGAGGGUGGCAGCGGCAUUGUCUGCCGGGCCAAGGAGUGCAGCCAGGAUGGCCCCACGGCCUGCACGGAGGAGGGCACCUACCUGGUUACUGAGGUCAACCCGGCCGACACCUGCUGUACCCUCACCUCCUGCAAGUGCAAUGCCAGCCUGUGUGGCCAGGAGCUACCCACCUGCUCCCUGGGCUUUGAGCCCAAGAGCCGCGUUGUAAGCGGACGGUGCUGCCCUGUGUACGAAUGUGUUCCUAAGGGUGUGUGUGUCCACGAGAAAGCUGAGUACCAGCCCGGCUCCCCAGUGUACUCAUCCAAGUGCCAGAACUGCGUGUGCACCGGCAGCCAGGACAGCAGUGGCCUCAAUGUCAUCUCCUGCUCCCCCGUGCCCUGCAAUGUCUCCUGCAGCCCUGGGUUCGAGCCCGUGGACGUCCCUGGAGAAUGCUGCCAGAAGUGCGAACAGACCCACUGUAUCAUACAAGUGCCGGGCAGCCCGUACCUGGUCCUCAAGCCCGGGGAGGUACAUCAGGACCCCGAGAACAAAUGCACCUUCUUCAGCUGCGUGAAGAUCCGCGGCCAGCUCAUCUCGUCGCUGUCCAACGUCACCUGCCCCGAGUUCGACCCCAGCAGCUGCGCCCCCGGUUCCAUCUCACUCAUGGACAACGGCUGCUGCCAGCAAUGCACCCCUCUCAACCAAACCAAGGCGCCCUGCUCCACCGUGCCAGUUGUCUUGGAGCUCUCCUCCUCCGGCUGCAGCAAGAAUGUGACGGUCAACGGCUGCUCCGGCUCCUGUGGGACCUUCGCCAGGUACUCCAGCAAAGCCAAGCUCGUGGAGGCCCGGUGCUCGUGCUGCCAGGAGUACAAGACCAGCCAGCGCCAGGUGCUGCUGGACUGCCCCAACGGCAAGAAGCUGACCUACACCUACACGCACGUGGACAGCUGCCUCUGCGAGGAGUCCACGUGCCAGCAGCGCAGCCGGCGCUCCGUACCUCGCCUGCUGGGUGGACAGUGAGCCGGCCGCGCCGCUGCCCGCCGCCCCCGCCUCCGCCACCUGCCGCCCGCCGCGCCCUGCACC